AAGAGAUUUACGAGCAGUGGUGGUGGGCAGUGAAGGGGGACAGUGUACAGUGGUUCAGUGGCAGCUACUUCGGUAUCUCCCGACAGCAGCAACAGCAGCAGACGACGGUGACGGUGCUAGUUUCCGAAAAGGAAAUACGGCAGUGGUACAAGGGAUUCAAGAAGGACUGUCCUAAUGGACAACUCACGGAACAGGGCUUCCUGAGAAUAUACAAGCAGUUCUUUCCACAUGGUGACCCAUCCAAGUUUGCCUCUCUCGUCUUUCGGGUCUUUGACGAGAACAAGGAUGGCUCCAUUGAGUUUGAGGAAUUCAUCAAGGCGCUCUCGGUGACAUCCAGGGGAAACUUGGAGGAAAAACUUGUCUGGGCAUUCAAGCUGUACGACGUUGACAAUGACGGGUACAUCACCCGCGAGGAGAUGUACAACAUCGUCGAUGCCAUCUACCAGAUGCUGGGCACACAGGCGAAGAUUGCAGAGGAGGAGGAGGAAAAUCCCAAGGAGCGCGUGGAUCGAAUAUUCGAGCAGCUUGACAAGAACCAGGACAACAAGCUGACGCUGGAAGAGUUCAAGGAGGGCUCCAAGCAGGACCCGAAGAUUGUGCAGGCCUUGUCACUCUACGCACCCUAG
Rhagoletis zephyria (snowberry fruit fly) is the source of this 626-nucleotide messenger RNA. NCBI's taxonomy places the organism in Eukaryota, Metazoa, Arthropoda, Insecta, Diptera, Tephritidae. The record is from RefSeq and is a predicted model, not a curated record.